Molecule: messenger RNA, 11565 nt
Organism: Colletotrichum truncatum
Lineage: Eukaryota; Fungi; Ascomycota; Sordariomycetes; Glomerellales; Glomerellaceae
Product: histone acetylase complex subunit
Biological process (GO): DNA repair; regulation of DNA-templated transcription
Cellular component (GO): SAGA complex; nucleus; NuA4 histone acetyltransferase complex
Molecular function (GO): protein binding
Source: RefSeq, a predicted model, not a curated record
AUGUCAGGCACUACAAUUGAUGAUGUCGUCAAGCGGCUCAGCUCCCCAGAAACAGAUGCUCGAGUCAAGGUAGAGGCAGCAACUACCUUGCGCGACAGCUUAGAUCACUACACAAGUGGUCCCAUAUACACACCAUUCCUCAAGAAGCUCGUCCCCAUCUUCAUCAACGUCCUUAAAGGACCUUGCAUCUUCCAGAGCAACUCUCCGGAGCAGAAACUCCGCAACUGCAUCCUCGAGGUCCUCCAUCGAUUGCCGACGACGCCCGCCCCGUCGGAGCCCUUCGAACCCUAUGCCGAAGAAGUCGUCGACCUGUUGAUGCAAUUGGUUCGGACGGACAAUGAGGAAAACGCGACGCUGUGCGUCAAGAUCAUUUCUGAUGUCAUGCGCCAUCAGCACAAGGUCUUGGGCAACAAGGUCCAGGCCUUCCUCAACCUCAUCCAGGAGCUCUUUGAGCAGAUGGAGAAGGUCGUCCGCGAACAGUUGGACAACACCUCCCUCGCGACGACAUCUAAUCCUGGAGCGCCGUCGACACCGGGAAGCUCGCAGACGAACUUCCAGUCCCCUCGACCUGGUUCGCCCGUAGCGUCAGUCACAGAUCUCGGCCCGGACCCCCAACAACAGAACAGACUACUGCUGAAGGGCAUGCAGUCCUUCAAGGUUCUGUCAGAAUGCCCCAUUAUUGUGGUAUCUGUAUUCCAGGUUUACCGAAAUACGGUGGCUGCGAACGUCAAGGCUUUCGUGCCGUUGAUCAAGGGGUUCUUGUGCCUUCAGGCAAGUGCACAGAAGCAGGCUCAUGCCGAUGCCAAAGCCAGGGGACAAGUCUUCACAGGAGUCAGCCCCCUCAUUAAGAACCGAGCCGCCUUCGGAGAGUUCAUUACAGCCCAAGUCAAGACCAUGAGCUUCUUGGCCUACUUGUUGCGACAAUACUCACAACAGCUGACAGACUUCCUUCCCACCUUGCCCGAGAUCGUGGUUCGACUCCUCCAGGACUGCCCUCGGGAAAAGUCGAGUGCGCGUAAGGAGCUGCUUGUUGCUAUCAGGCACAUCAUUAACUUCAACUUCCGCAAGAUCUUUUUACCAAAGAUUGAUGAGUUGCUGGAUGAGAAGACUCUCAUCGGUGAUGGACUGACGGUAUACGAGACUAUGAGGCCAUUGGCUUACAGCAUGCUAGCGGAUCUCAUUCACCACGUGCGUGAUAGUCUCACACCAGAGCAGAUUCGCAAAACCGUUGAAGUCUACACCAAGAACCUCCAGGACAACUUCCCAGGAACGAGCUUUCAGACCAUGAGCGCGAAGCUCCUCCUAAACAUGGCUGAAUGCAUCGCCAAAAUGCCGAACAAGGUCGACGCACGACACUACCUGAUCAUGAUCCUCAACGCCAUUGGCGACAAAUUUGUGGCCAUGAACCGACAAUACCCCAAUGCAGUGAAGCUCUCGAAACUCUACGCCCAGCAAACCGCUGACGGAACCCAGGACAGCUACCUUUCAGACAAGGACCACCCACCCGACUGGGACGAGACAGAUAUCUUCACUGCCAUGCCGAUCAAGACUUCAAACCCCAGGGACAGAGGCGCGGACCCCGUCGUCGAUAACAAGUUCCUCUUCAAGAACCUCAUGAAUGGCUUGAAGAACACAUUUUACCAGUUAAGGACAUGCAACGUAAACACCAACGUUGACUUGACCAAUGCACCUGCGCACUGGCAAGAUGUUGCCUAUGGGUUCACUGCAGAAGAAGUCAAUGUUAUUGUGAAGCUGUUCAGGGAGGGAGCGUAUGUUUUCCGCUACUACGAAAUUGAGAAGCCUGCCACAGAGUCCCAGUACAUGUCACCUGUUGAGUACAUGGCCAACUUCUACAUGGUGUCUAGCAGUAAAGAGGAGAAGGAUCUCCUUGAGACAUUUGCUACUGUCUUCCACUGCAUCGACCCAGCAACGUUCCAUGAAGUCUUCCAGCAAGAGAUCCCUCAUCUUUAUGACAUGAUCUUCGAGCACACUGGUCUGCUCCAUAUCCCCCAGUUCUUCCUUGCCAGCGAAGCCACAUCGCCCAGCUUUUGUGGUAUGCUGCUGCGCUUCCUCAUGGAACGAAUCGACCAAGUUGGCUCGGCGGACGUGAAGAAGUCAUCAAUUCUUCUCAGACUGUUCAAGUUGGCCUUUAUGGCUGUCACUCUGUUCGCAAACCAGAACGAACAGGUUCUUCUACCUCACGUUGUAGACAUUGUUACCAAGUCUAUUGAGCUUUCAACGAAAGCCGAGGAGCCCAUGAACUAUUUCCUCCUACUGAGAUCCUUGUUCCGAAGUAUCGGUGGCGGCAAGUUCGAGCAUCUUUAUAAGCAAAUUUUGCCUCUGCUUGAGAUGCUGUUGGAUGUACUCAACAACCUCUUGAUGGCAGCACGGAAGCCUGCUGAGCGGGACCUCUAUGUGGAGCUGUGCUUGACGGUGCCGGCACGGUUAAGCAACCUGCUGCCUCAUCUCAGCUUCCUGAUGCGCCCGUUGGUUGUUGCUUUGCGAGCUGGCACUGAUCUCGUUGGUCAAGGCCUGCGCACAUUGGAGCUGUGCGUUGAUAACCUGACUGCAGAUUAUCUGGAUCCCAUCAUGGCACCUGUCAUUGAUGAACUCAUGACUGCUCUGUUCGACCAUCUCAAGCCGCACCCUUACAGUCACUUCCACGCACACACAACAAUGCGCAUUUUGGGCAAACUCGGAGGCCGUAACCGGAAGUUUAUGACGGAUGCGCAACCCCUGACCUACAAGACCUUUGCCGAUGACCCUACCAGCUUUGAUAUCCGCCUCAUCGGUUCCAAAAAGGAUAGGGCUUUCCCCGCAGAAACUGGCGUUGACAUGGCUAUCCGGAAGCUGAUGGAGCAGCCAAAGAGCAGCAAGGGCAACCAGUCCCGCCAGUACGACGGUUACUACAAGAAGCAAUCCUUCCAUUUCAUCAAGUCCCAGCUCAAGUUGAGAAUUGGCUUCGAGAACUUACCUGACGAUAUGCCUAGACUUUUGCGCCUCCAAGCUCAGGAUCUCCUCCAGAAGAAGUUGGAUUUUGACUUUUCCGCCUUUGAAGCAUCUGACAAAGAAAGGUCAAUACCCAAGAAAGACGAACAGGAUGACUUACUCCGACGCCUGCUGAAGGCAGUCAUGUUUGCUGAGUCUUUGCCUGAGUUUAAGGAGGAAGCCAAUGCAUUCCUGAUGAACAUUUGCAAGCACUUUACGAUCAUUGAAGUUGGUCGUACUCUGGUGGAAAUGAAGCGAAUCUACAGUCCUUUCAAUCCCAAUGCUGGCGAGGGCCCACUCUUUAUUGAUACCCGGGUGUUCUCCGACGCAAUUGUGGAAUCUUUGGCUUCGGACCAUCCAGAAGUGCGAGAGUCUGCGCAGCGCGCAAUCCGUGAGGUGUACGAUUCUGCCGCGACGAUUUUCGGAUCACAACAGAAUGUUGCAAGGUUGCAGUUCUUCAGCCACUUGAGCUCAACAUUCUGCCACGGCUGCUACGAAGAGGAGUGGUUCACCAAGACGGGUGGCUCUUUGGGCAUCAACUUCCUUUUGACGGAGUUGGAUCUCGGUGAUCAGUGGAUCUUGAGCAAGCAGACCGAAUUCAUCAGGGCCCUCAUGUACGUCAUUAAGGAUAUGCCUCAGGAUCUUCCGGAGAAGACGAGAAGGUCUGCGCAAGUUACUCUCGAGACCCUGCUACAGAGGAUCACCAAGAACAUCAAGAAGGAGGACGCGCUACCCCCGCAAACCCCGGGUCAGCCGCCGCAAAGGUCCCGGCUCGCCCAGAUCUGCAUGCAGUUCAACACAGAGCUGUCACACAUGAACCGCCAUGUUCGCGAGACUGCAAAGCGGUCUCUGGAGCUCAUUGCCAAGGCAGCCAACUGCGCAGUAUGGGAGUUGAUCGAACCCUAUAAGGAGCGUUUCCUCCAGCCUAUCUACUCCAAGCCUCUUCGAGCUCUGCCGUUCCCUAUCCAGAUCGGGUAUAUUGAUGCGAUGACAUACCACAUGACGCUUAGGAAGGAGUGGGUCACUUUCGACGACAACUUGACCAGACUGCUUAUGGAGUCGUUGGCCCUGGCCGACGCCAGUGACGAAUCUCUGGCCAACAAGCCUGGAGAGUUCAGAACGCACGAGUACAUUGUCAAUCUUCGCGUGGCCUGCAUCAAUAUUCUCAGCACCGCCACUAGCUUUGAGGAGUUUGCUCCUCUCAAGCAGGGAAGUCACCCGACUCGUUCCAAGAUUGUAUCGGUCUUCUUCAAGUGCCUAUACUCGGACUCUAAGGCUACUAUUGAUGCUGCCAACAGCGCCCUCAAGAACACCCUCGAGGCCCACCAGAAACUCCCCAAGGAUCUCCUUCAGGGCGGUCUUCGACCGGUCCUUGCUAGUCUCCAAGAUGCCAAGAAGCUCACUACUCACGGACUGGACAACCUAGGCCGUCUCUUGAAGCUUCUGACCACGUACUUCAAGGUAGAGAUUGGAGCGCGUCUGCUUGACCAUGUGAAGGUUCUCGCAGACCCCACGGUUCUUCAACCGCUCGCCUUCACAUUCUUCGAACAGAACCAGCAGAUGAAGAUUGUUGCUGCAGUUUUUAACAUUUUCCAUCUGUUGCCUCCCCAGGCAGAGGGCUUCAAGCAGAGACUCAUUGACUUGUCUCUGGAACUCGAGGAGAAGCUGCGUCGCACACACGAAAGCCCCUUCCGCGCGCCGUUGUACAAAUUCAUAAACCGCUAUCCUAACGAGGUCUGGUCCUUCCUCCUCCCAAAACUUGAGGACCUUAAAUACGGCCGAUUCUUGUCACAAGUCAUCCGUCAUCCAGACAGUGCUCCUCUUCGGGAAACCGUGUCAGGCAACGUCCAGGGUCUGAUCGACUUCUGCAACAGCACGAUUUCUCAAAAUAAGGACACCAAGUUCGUCGCCGUGGUCAACGCCAUCCAUGUUCUGUACUCGCUUACUCAGUCAUCCGGGUCCGCCGCAUGGCUGGAAAAGAAGGAGCAUUUGAACUGGUUGAAGCAGGUUGGCAAGGAGCUGGAGAAGCAGAUGCGGGCACACACUCUCGCGCCCAACCUCAGACUCCCUGCAUGCCAAGCAUCAGAGCAGUUGAUGACGAUCUUUAUCAAGUCACUGGAGCGCAACCCUCGAGAUCUCGAGCCCCUGUUCAACUUGGUGGAUUCUGUCACCACUGACGACUUCCGCGCCUCGCAGCCUUUGAUCGCCUACAUCUACGAGAACAUCAUCAGCAGUGACUCUGUCGACUUCUGGAAAGCCACGGUCCUCAAGUGUCUUGAUGUUUAUCCCACAAAGAACAUUUCUCAGAAGAUGAAGUGUUUCUUGUUGCACUACAUUGUCAACCCAAUCGUGGCCAUGGAUGUCCAACGGCAUUGGAACCAGCCGCCGCAGACUAAGGGUCGAUUCAUGGACAAGGCUAUCAUCGACGCGAUCACAGCGAAGAUCUGGAAGACGCACCAAGACACCAGUCAACAUGACCACGAUGACAUUGCCCAACCUGGUAUUGAUCACACCAAGUUUGAGGUUCUCCAGCUCUCUGCAAUGCUGGUGAAGUAUCAUUCCUACAUCUUCCAAGAAGCGAGAAAGGACAUCAUUAAGAGCUGCUGGACAUUUAUUCGUUUGGACGAUGUCAUCAACAAGCAUGCCGCCUACGUCGUCAUUGGGUACUUCAUCGCCUUGUAUGAAACUCCAGUCAAGAUUGUCACCCAGGUAUACCUCUCUCUCCUGAGAACAAACCAAAACGAAGGUAGGGCCCUAGUCACUCAAGCUCUGGAGUUGAUUGCCCCUGUUUUACCUAAGCGCUUGGGUACCCAACCCAACGAUCGCAAUGCUGGAUGGGCGUUAGCACCUCGCAAGAUUCUUGCCGAUGAAGGCCAGAACGUGCAGCAGAUGACGAGCAUCUUCCACUUCUUGGUUAGACACCCGGACUUGUUCUACGAGUCUAGGGACAAGUAUGUCAUGCUCAUUAUCCAGUCUUUGAGGAAGGUUGCUGCUCCACCCAACCCUUCCAACGAGUCCAAGAAGCUGGCUCUCAACAUGAUGUGGUUGAUCUGGCUCUGGGAGCAGAGACGUGUCGAGGGCACGGGAGACGCAGUCUCGCGCUCUAUCUCCGAGUCACCACAGUCCAAGAAGCGGAAAUUGGAUAGUGACCAGCCCAUGUCCUCGCCUCCCUCCGCUAGACAAUCGCACCCGGAGAGGGCAGAGUACAUCAUUCCAACGCCUGGCCGGCAAAGGAUGGUGAAGUAUCUGGUUGAAUUCAUCGCCCAGCUUAAUGAGCGCUACCAGCUUCCCUCCACACGGGCAAGGGAUGCAGUAUCCACCAACGGCCCAGCCAUGCCACCCCCUUCCACAGAACUGUGCAAGAAGGCCAUGACUCUGUUUUACAACCUGCUCCAGCCACAAUACUGGGGCGAUCUGGACGUUGACCUCUUCCCCAAUGUCACCGACGUGGUUUUGGCCGGCGAAAAGACGCAGAGCAUCCUUUCAGCAGACCCUGCUGACAAGGAGAAGUUUGACGAGAAGUUCAUCACGAACAUUAUCAAUACUCUUCAGGUCGUGCGCAUCAUUUUGAACUUCAAGUCGGAUGACUGGGUUCAACGGAAUAUGACGUCUAUCCAAAAGGUGCUAGAUAAAUCUCUCAAGAGCGAAAACCCCGAGCUUCAAGACUGCCUCCACUUUGCAGACAAGAAGUACGAUGAUGACCGGGAUCUCAAGCCAAUAAUCCAGAGGGUUCUUGAAGCCGUGCCUGAGGACGUGCCAAUGGAGGACGCUGAUGCUGAGGGUGAAUCUGAAUCCCAAAUGUCUGAGAUCGUUCAGUCUCUCUCGACAAUCGCUGGUGAAGCCAUGGCAGCCGGCCAUUACGGAUCUGGAGUCAACAUCCUGUGGUCAUUGGGCAACCGAAAGCCGACUGUUAUCGACCAGCACAUCCCCGUCUUGAUGAAGGCUCUCCAGAGCAAGCUUGCGCGCGAGCAUGUUCAGCACUACACGGCCGUUGCCAACCAUCAGCCUGGACAGCCUCCUCGGGCCCAGGACCCCAACACGCCAACCGGUGAAAUGUCAAGCUAUGACCUCGAGGUGUCCACAUCCCUUAUGCUCAAGGCCAUCCAAGUCGUUGCUCUGCGAAUGGAAGUUUUGGGCGACAACAGACGCCCUUUCCUGAGUGUUCUGGCGACACUAGUUGAGAAGUCGAUGCACAUUCCGCUCUGUGAAGAGAUCCUCAACAUGGUGGAAGGCUGGGUCUUCCGGUCCGAAGGCACUUGGCCCACCCUCAAAGAAAAGACUGCCGUCCUUCACAAGAUGCUUUCCUUCGAGCACAGACAAGACCCGACCAUGCUCACCAAGUUCCUGGAGCUAGUCAUUCGCAUCUACGAGGACCCCAAGAUCACGAGAACGGAGUUGACAGUUCGUAUGGAGCAUGCCUUCCUCAUUGGUACUCGUGCUCAGGAUGUUGAUAUGCGCAACCGGUUCAUGGCCAUUUUCGAUAAGAGCCUCUCAAAGACUGCCAGCGCCCGUCUUGCCUACGUUCUCACCUCUCAAAACUGGGACACUUUGGGUGAGAGUUACUGGUUGGCCCAAGCAUCGCAUCUUCUUCUCGGCGCGGUGGAGUUGAACAACAGCAUCCAACUUCACCACGAAGACUUCAGGACCCUCUCCCUCAAUCAGAUUUUCUCGAUCCAUGCCAAGGACACCAGGGAACCUACCAAUAUGUCAGACGAUAAGUUAGACGCUCUGAUAACCGCCCACCGGCGCUUCAUGAGUGAGCUUGGCGAUGUCAAGGUUCGCGACCUCAUUGAACCCCUGACACAACUUCAACACAUCGACUCUACUCUGGCCCAUCAGCUGUGGGUUGCGCUGUUCCCUAUCUACUGGUCUGCAACCAUGAAGGAAGAGCGCACCGACCUCGAGCGUGGCAUGGUUGCGCUUCUUACGAAGGACUACCACAGCCGCCAGAUUGACAAGCGACCCAACGUGGUCCAAUCUUUGCUUGAGGGUGCCGCCAAGGCGUGGCCCGACUGUAAGAUUCCUCCUCACGUUCUCAAGUACGAAGCCAAAACCUACGACGCGUGGUAUACUGCCCUUGUCCAACUUGAGAACGCUGCUAUCAAGCCGGAGAUUGAAUCAGCCGUUGUCAGAGAAAGUAAUCUUGACGCUCUCGUGGAGUUGUAUGCUUCCCUUCAGGAAGACGACUUGUUCUACGGCACGUGGCGUAGGCGCUGCCAGUUCGUUGAGACCAACGCUGCUCUGUCCUACGAACAAAAUGGAAUGUGGGACAAGGCUCAGAAGAUGUAUGAGGCUGCUCAGAUCAAAGCCCGAACUGGAGUCAUACCCUUCUCACAAGGCGAGUACGUCCUCUGGGAAGAUCAUUGGGUGUUGUGCGCCCAGAAGCUGCAGCAGUGGGAGAUUCUCCAGGACUUCGCCAAGCACGAAAAUUUCCAGGACUUGCUUCUGGAAUGCGCCUGGAGGAACAACACCGAAAUGUGGCAGACCCAAGAGCACCGGGAGGCUUUGGACAACCUCAUCAAGGGCGUCAUGGAUGCGCCGACGCCCCGACGUGCUUUCUUCCAGGCUUUCAUGUCACUCCUGAAGUACUACAACAAGCAAGAAUCUGCUCAGGAGUUUGCCAAGUCUUGUGACGAAGCCAUUCAGCUUUCGAUCAGGAAGUGGCAUCAGUUGCCGAAGCAGCUUACCAAGGCACACAUCCCGCUGCUCCAAAACUUCCAGCAACUUGUCGAGUUACACGAUGCUAGCGUCAUUUGUAACAGUCUGGCGAGCACCAACCAGUCGAAUCUCGACGUUAAGUCCGGAGAACUGAAACUGCUGCUCGGCGCCUGGCGUGAUCGCUUGCCUAACGUGUGGGACGAUAUCACUGCUUGGCAAGAUCUUGUCACUUGGCGCCAGCACAUCUUUGGUCUCAUCAACCAGACUUACCUCCAGCUGCUACCCCAGGGAGGUGGCCAGAACGCCAGCGGUGCGUCCUUUGCUUACCGCGGAUACCACGAGACGGCCUGGAUCAUCAACCGCUUCGCACAUGUUGCCCGCAAGCACAGCCUGCCCGAAGUCUGUAUCACACAGCUUAGCAGGAUUUACACGCUUCCCAACAUUGAGAUCCAGGAGGCUUUCCUUAAGUUGCGGGAACAAGCAAAGUGCCACUACGAGAACCCAGAAGAGCUCACAAGUGGUUUGGAUGUCAUCAACAAUACGAACCUCAACUACUUCAACCCGCCGCAAAAGGCCGAGUUCUACACGCUCAAGGGUAUGUUCCUUGAAAAGCUUAAGCAGAAAGAGGAGGCCGACUCCGCUUACGGCACUGCUUUGUACUUCGAUAUCACCGCCGCCAAGGCCUGGGCCGAAUGGGGCUACUUCAACGAGCGCAAGUACAAGGAAGACCCGUCGGAUAUCAACUCUGCGAGACAGGCCCUUACGUCUUAUCUCCAAGCUGCUGGAAGCUACAAGAAUGCGAAGUCACGCAAGCUCAUCGCUCGUAUCUUGUGGCUCCUCAGCCUCGACGAUGCCAACGGCUCUAUCGCUGCUGGCUUCGACGAUUUCAAGGGCGAAACUCCCGUCUGGUACUGGAUCACAUACAUUCCUCAGCUUCUCACAGGACUUGGCCACAAGGAAGCACCUAGGGUGCAUCAGAUUUUGGUCAAAAUCGCCAGGUCUUAUCCUCAAGCAUUGUACUUCCAGCUUCGAACGAGCAGAGAGGACAUGCUGGUUAUCAAGAAGAACCAGGAGGCCAAGGAGAAGGCACGCCAGCGUGCGCAAUCGACGGUGUCUAACAGCAAGCCCAGCGCGUCACCGCAACAACCAAAGCAGGACGGUGUUGUGAAGCCGGAUGCCUCUGGCUCCCGACCGGGCACUGCUAGCGGGGGAGACGCGAAUGCCACCGUUAAGACCGAGGGCAACGAGGCCAAUGGAACUCCUGCCGCUCAAGCCAACGCCAAUGGUGCCCAGGCCGAUCAGCAACAAUCUGGUGCUGGCCAGAAGAAGCCUCCUUGGGAGCUUACCGAGGAAAUUAUGAGUGCACUGAAGACAGCUUUCCCUCUGCUUGCGUUGUCAAUGGAGACCAUGGUGGACCAGAUCCAGAAGCACUUUAAGUGCCCGCCCGACGAGGACGCCUACCGACUCAUUGUUGCACUGCUCAACGAUGCGCUCGCCUACGUCAGCCGCAUGCCAUCUUCUUUUGCCAAGGAUGUCAAGCUUCCUUCCGCUACGGAGACCAACAUCACGCGUUUCGCCGAGACGAUUCUUCCCGCUCACAUCAAGAAGUCGUUCGAAGCCGACUUUGUGGAUGUUAAGCCCACAAUGUACGAGUAUAUCCAUAAGUUGAGGCGCUGGCGUAACAAGUUCGAAGAGAAACUAGACCGUAGGACUACUCGAGUCUCCUUGGAAGCCUUCUCGCCUCACCUCUCCGAGUUCCGUUACCAGAGGUUUGACGACGUCGAGGUUCCUGGCCAGUACCUGCAACACAAGGAUAAGAACCAAGACUUUAUCCGCAUCGAGCGCUUCUUGCCUAAUGUGGAUCUUGUGAGGUCUAUCAGUGCUUCUUACCGGCGUCUUCAGAUGCGCGGUCAUGAUGGAAGCAUCCACUCAUGGGCCGUCCAGCACCCUGCCGCUAGACACUGCCGUCGCGAAGAGCGCAUCUUGCAGCUCUUCAGACAACUGAACCAGACCCUGGGCAGAAGGAAGGAGAGUCGCCGCCGCGACCUUCAGUUUACGCUGCCACUGAUGGUUCCUUUGGCGCCGCAUAUCCGCAUCGUUCAGGAGGAUACAUCAUACAUCACUCUCCAGAGUGUAUACGAGGAUCACUGCCGACGCCACGGAAUGUCCAAGGACGAUCCCGUGCUGUUUACGAUGGAGAAGCUGCGCGGCGUCCUUGACACCAAGAAUUCCAAGCAUGCCGAACAGAGCGCGACCGCACGUCUUGAGGUGUUCAAUGCCAUCCAAGAGAAGUGGGUUCCUCACAACCUGGCCCUGGAGUAUUUCCAGAGAGCCUUCCCCGACUUUACCGAGUUCUGGCUGUUCCGUAGACAAUUCUCGUACCAGCUUGCGUCACUCACCUUCAUGACCUACAUCCUCUAUAUGCACAACCGGUACCCGCAAAAGAUCAACAUCGCUCGCGGAUCCGGAAACAUCUGGGGCUCGGAGCUCAUGGCCUACAUGAGCGCCGCGAAGCCCUUCUUCCACAACCCCGAGCCGGUGCCGUUCCGCCUGACACCCAACCUGCAGACGCUAAUGGGACCGCUGGCCACGGAGGGCAUCUUCAGCUGUGCUCUGAUGGCCAUCGCCCGCUGUCUCACCGAGCCCGAGUACGAGCUGGAGCACGCUCUCACGCUCUUCGUACGUGACGAGAUGAUCUUCUGGUUCACGAGCUCGCAUAGGACGGUUCAGAUGACGGAGAACCAGCUCCGCGAAUCAGUCCAGGUCAACAGCGACUCAGUUGUCAAGCGCGCCGUCAGCCUGGCGCAGAGCCCCGUCGGCAACUUGCCGGCAAACCAGACGGUGAUUGAUCUGGUUGCCAAGGCUGUUAACCCCAUGAACCUGGCCCAGUGCGAUGCGCUCUGGAUGCCAUACCUGUAA